AUGGAAACUGGAUUUAUUAAGGCAAAUGGUUCGAAUUUGCCGAGAAUUGAUUGUUUUACUUUGGUCAAUUUCUUUGCCACAAAUAGUGACUUCAACUCUGCUGAAUUCAUAAAUGUGAAGAUUUCAAUGUCCUCAAGACAGGCAUACGGAGAUGAUGCUGUCGGAUAUGUUCAACUUCGUAGAGAUGCCAAUCUAUGCACAGUUAAGUGCAAAAUUUUCCCAGAACAUAAAGUUCGUAACAAACAAUACUCUGCCACUAUGAUUGUGGAUGAAGAAAAUAGUGCAAUAGUGAGUGUUGAGUGUCAUGAUUGUGCUGCUUCCCAAGAAGGUUGCAAACAUGCUGUAGCAUUUAUUAUGUGGGUGCAUCGCAGGAGUGAAAAACCUUCAUGUACUUCUGUUGAGUGCUACUGGAAAAAGUCCCGUCUAGCUAAAGUAGGCACUUCUUUAAAUUGUAUUACAUCAAAGGAGCUCUCCAACAUAGGUCAACGGACUUAUAUACCAGAUUCCAGGGUGCUAUGUGACUUUUUGAAAGAGUCAAAGAAAAGAAAAAUCACGAAUGUGUAA
Molecule: messenger RNA, 564 nt
Organism: Diabrotica balteata
Lineage: Eukaryota; Metazoa; Arthropoda; Insecta; Coleoptera; Chrysomelidae
Source: the annotation of a GenBank genome assembly